Aspergillus calidoustus is the source of this 345-nucleotide messenger RNA. The record is from the annotation of a GenBank genome assembly. NCBI's taxonomy places the organism in Eukaryota, Fungi, Ascomycota, Eurotiomycetes, Eurotiales, Aspergillaceae.
AUGUCCCUCCCAACAACAACCGCAAAAUCCACCUACCGCGCCCUCCUCCGCGAACUCCCACGGCGCUCGCUCUCCUCCCCAACCCCUCUGCACAACCGCGUCCGCGACGCAUACCGCAACCCUGCAAACACGAGCACAUCCAAUGAGGAAGAGACGUUGCGCCGGCUGCAAGAGGCCGAGCAGUUUGCGCAGUAUGCCAAGGCGCAGCGCACGUAUGCGAUGCUCGUUGAUCGGUAUAACCCUGGUUCGUUGAUGGAUGAGGAGGAGAGGGUGAGGCUUACGGCGAGAAGGGUUGGGUUGGAUUUGCCGGAGUUGGUGGGAGAUAAAAAGAAUGAGAAGGAGUGA